Messenger RNA from Ziziphus jujuba (common jujube), 1533 nucleotides. Its product is annotated as lipoyl synthase, mitochondrial. Gene Ontology annotation, biological process: lipoate biosynthetic process. The transcript has 4 exons. Gene Ontology annotation, cellular component: mitochondrion. NCBI's taxonomy places the organism in Eukaryota, Viridiplantae, Streptophyta, Magnoliopsida, Rosales, Rhamnaceae. Bases 93 to 1265 code for a protein of 390 amino acids. Gene Ontology annotation, molecular function: lipoate synthase activity; 4 iron, 4 sulfur cluster binding. The record is from RefSeq and is a predicted model, not a curated record.
ACCCCAUCUUCUUCAUCAUCCUCCUGAUGAUCUGAAACUCUCUCUCUACGCCUUAAGAAUUUGAGAGAGAGAGAGAGAGAGAGGAGAAAACCAUGCAGUCCCGGUUCACAACCUUGGUUCGAGCUCUAAAACCGGCCUCAAUCUCAGCCACCACCACAAUCACCAAGCCCUUCUCAUCCACCGUCCAAACCCCUUCCACCACUACCACCACCAACUCCGAGUUCCCGCAAACCCUAGCGGACCUCCGAGCUCGCUUGGCCGCCGAAUCCCCCGCUCUCUCUGACUUCGUCAAGGACCUCAAAUCCAACACUUCCUACUCCGUCGAGGUCGGCACCAAGAAGAAACCCCUUCCCAAGCCCAAAUGGAUGAAGGAAGCCAUUCCUGGCGGUCAAAAAUACGUCCAGAUUAAGAAGAAGCUCAGGGAAUUGAACCUCCACACUGUUUGCGAAGAAGCUCGGUGCCCCAAUCUAGGUGAAUGCUGGUCCGGCGGCGAGACCGGCACUGCCACCGCCACUAUCAUGAUUCUCGGUGAUACUUGCACUCGGGGUUGCAGGUUUUGCAAUGUGAAGACAUCGAGAACUCCACCGCCGCCGGACCCCAGUGAGCCCACAAAUGUAGCGGAAGCGAUCGCAUCGUGGGGUUUGGAUUACGUGGUGAUUACAAGUGUGGACAGGGAUGAUCUUUCUGAUCAAGGGAGUGGCCAUUUUGCUGAGACGGUGCAGAAGCUCAAAUUGCUCAAACCAAAUAUGCUAAUAGAAGCUUUGGUUCCUGAUUUUAGAGGAGACCCAGGUUGUGUAGAGAAAGUAGCAAGUUCUGGAUUAGAUGUCUUCGCUCACAAUAUUGAAACAGUUGAGGAGCUUCAAAAUGUAGUACGGGAUCACCGUGCGAAUUUUAAGCAAUCUUUAGAUGUUCUAAUGAUGGCCAAAGACUAUGCUCCAGCUGGAACACUUACAAAAACUUCAGUAAUGUUAGGCUGCGGGGAAACACCUGAUCAAGUAGUGAAGACAAUGGAGAAGGUGAGAGCAGCAGGUGUUGAUGUAAUGACCUUUGGUCAGUAUAUGCGACCUUCCAAGCGCCAUAUGCCUGUUUCUGAAUACAUUACACCUGAGGCCUUUGACAAGUAUCAGACUCUUGGCAUGGAAAUGGGAUUUCGGUAUGUGGCAUCAGGCCCCAUGGUUAGGUCAUCAUAUAAAGCAGGUGAGUUUUAUAUAAAAUCAAUGAUAGAAUCUGAUCGAGCUGCAUCUUCUCGGCAUUCUGUCUCCUGAUUAAGUUCCACUUUAACAUUCACCAAACCAAAGGUCCCCCCUGUUCUUUUUUUCUUUUUUUUUCUUCUUUUCAUUCUUAUACGGUAAUUUUUGUACAAGCUCAUAAAACCCCCGCAUCACUGUAUAAACAUACAUGGGCUUUGAUCAAGCUUACAUGGGAUAAUUCACUCUCAUUUGUAAUUAGAGGCAGAUUCUACCUCUGUGAUCCUUACAGUCUUUUGUUUUUUCAAAAGAAAAAAUUAAAUACUGCUGUUCUUUUACCUGGUAA